Drosophila grimshawi is the source of this 2234-nucleotide messenger RNA. RefSeq names its product nuclear pore complex protein Nup75 (gene Nup75). Lineage: Eukaryota; Metazoa; Arthropoda; Insecta; Diptera; Drosophilidae. Gene Ontology annotation, cellular component: nuclear pore outer ring. The record is from RefSeq and is a predicted model, not a curated record. Bases 100 to 2139 code for a protein of 679 amino acids. Gene Ontology annotation, biological process: protein import into nucleus; positive regulation of DNA-templated transcription; mRNA export from nucleus. Gene Ontology annotation, molecular function: structural constituent of nuclear pore. The transcript has 6 exons.
AAGUCCAUUGCAAACACUGCCAUAUGCAGCUUAUAAAAACGCGGCUAUUUUCUACUGAAUGUUGUUGAUUUAUUAAGAUUGCUGAAUAACUUGCUUGAUAUGAGCGAAGAGGCCGUGCCAAUAUUCGAAAUAAGCGAUUCACUCGCCACACGCUGCGGCAACACGCUCACUGCAACUUUUGUGCCCGGCAGCACAAAAAUAGCGCUGAGCGUCUACCGUCCCAUUAAAUGGAGCAGUCGCGACACACCCAGCGAUACGGCUGGCGAGGAUCCGGUGGUGAUAAGCAUAGCACAGGAGUCGACGCUGUACAAGGAGCCACUGCUUCGCAGUUUGCUCUCAGAGACAAAUGGCACAUUUGUAACGCUUCAAACACUCGUCCAGGAGGCCAAGGGAACAAAGAAAUCUGCGGAAUAUCUACAAAUAUCAAGAGCAUAUCGCAGCAUCAUUCGCUUCUGCCUCGAAAAACUCGAUCAUGGCAAGAAGACGCCCGAGGUACAGGAGGAUGAGUGGAGACUAGAGCACUGCACAAAGGCCACAAAGACCUUCUAUGCGAUCGAAUGCAUGUGGCAUCUGUUCGAGAUACUCUAUCUGCAGCAGCAGCAGACCAGCCAGGUGAUUGUUCAUCAUCUGCUUGAAUGGGUGCGUUUUCACUAUCCCAACACCGAAGAUCAGGCAACCGAUUUGCUGCUAAUGGCGGAGGAGGCCAGCGAAUGCGAUAGCUAUUGGCUGACAUUGAGGCGGCUAAUAAUGCUCGGCCAGUUGGAGGUGCCACGCGCCAUUCUUUUGCAGAAUCGCAAAUUUAAUCAGGCCGCAUUCCAAGCCGCGGAGCAAGUGCUGAAAACGAUGCCCGUCUAUCAGGAUGGCUAUGCACUCCACAAGUUCAACUCACAGUGGGAGUAUUGGCAUGUGGAUCUGGACCGCAAAUUGGCUGCCCAAACAUUUGCAGCGGAGCCACAACUGGAGCUAAUCAUGCAGCUCGUCGCGGGCAGCAACAAGCAUUGGGAUGCUGAAUUGGUCAAUUCCCAGGAUUGGUAUGAAUUUCUACCCGGCUACCUGUUGUACACGAAGCCAACAUGCAAACCGUUCGAGUUGCGCAUUGCCACCACGCAUUGGUUGAAUCGCUGGUCAGUGCUUCGGCCCGAGUGGCAAAUGAAGCAAUUGAGUCGCAUGGUACUCCAGCUGAUGCAGCACGAUAUCAAGCUCUUCAUCUACGAUGCGCAAAAGCUCAACGACAGCCACUGGUUUUCCACUCAUCUCAUUGAUCUGAUCUACCACACGGGUCAGUUCAAGUCCUACUUUGAUCAGCAGAACGUUGAUCUUGCAGCGUUGCGUCACUCGAUGGUCUUCGAGUAUGGCAGCUUUUUGAUGGCAUCGCGUAAUCACUGGCAGUUGGCCAUUGAUUAUCUGGACUUUUGCAGCCAUGAGGGAGCUGCUGCCAUUGAGCUACUGCUCCCACGCAUUCCACUAAGGAGCGAACGGCAAGCGUUCAAGGUCCUCGAACUGGCCAAACAACGCGGGCUGGUUACCGUCGAGCAGGAUAUCUGCAAAGUGCUCUCGAAGCGUGCGCAUAGUGAUCAGCGCUAUGGAAGCGCCCUGGAGUGGGCCAUUCGCUCCAAGGACGUCUUGCUUGUUACGUCGUUAGCCGAUUUUAUACUAAAGAAUUAUUCGCAUACGGGCGUAAUAUUUUCUCCGGACGUGUUGAGAAGCAUUGGACCACGCAUGUUUAUCUCACCACGUUUAGUUUUUCUGUGCAAGUAUUUCGAGUUCUAUGAAUUGUAUCGCCAACGUGACUUUGUGUCCGCUGCCGAGCCACUCAUCAACCUAUUGGCUUCCAAAAUAACGCCCGCUUACUUCUGGCCUUCACUGCUUAUUGAUGCCAUGCCGCUGCUGAACUCUGAGGAACCGAAGUUAUUCAUUAAUGAAACGCUUGCCAUUCUGCAGCAUCUGGAAAUGGAGCUGGUGCCGCUGAUAGAGCGCAACAAGCUCAACACAGCCAAAUUUGACAAUCAAACAUCGAAGACCAUCUUCAAGGACUAUCGGGUGGAGAAUGUUGAGGAAUUUGUGGAAUUAAUGCGUUUAUCAUGCGCCCGCAAUAUGGUGCGUGCCACAAUAAUUGAGAAUCGAGGACCCCCAACGUGAUUUACGAGCAGCAUCAUUUUUCUUUUUGUAAUGUAAUUGUAAUUUAUUUUGUAUGUUCGCUUUUCAAUACAUCGUAAUCAGAGAUUUGUUGAGAA